This is a messenger RNA of Tachysurus vachellii, 1707 nucleotides long. RefSeq lists its product as uncharacterized. Lineage: Eukaryota; Metazoa; Chordata; Actinopteri; Siluriformes; Bagridae. Gene Ontology annotation, cellular component: external side of plasma membrane. Gene Ontology annotation, biological process: positive regulation of T cell proliferation; negative regulation of T cell proliferation; T cell costimulation. The record is from RefSeq and is a predicted model, not a curated record. The transcript has 11 exons. Bases 33 to 1583 code for a protein of 516 amino acids.
CAUUGAGCUAGAUGUAAACUACGUUGAGCUAGAUGUAUUUGACAGCGUUUACUGUGUACGUUUUUGCUGUUGGACUUGAAGGUCUCCAUGUACACGGUCCCUCGGGUCCGGUUGUGGCCCAGCUGGGAGGUUCGGUUCUCCUGCCAUGCUUUGUUGAAAGCCCACUGCCUCUGGAAGGUCUGCAGGUGGAAUGGAGAAAGACAAAUUCCGAUUCUCUAGUCGGUCUCUUCCAACAAGGAAAAAGUCGACCAGAUCUCCAGAGUCAGGGGUUUAGAGGCAGAGUGGACUUUUUUGCACAUGAACUCACAAAAGGGAACUUCUCCAUCUUACUCAAAAAUGUGGUUGAAGAAGACGCUGGAGGUUACAGAUGUAAAGUAAAUACAGCCCAAGACUCCAGUGAGGUCAUAAUGGAAGUUAGUAAUAUCAGGGGUCUUGUGGUGACUGAGGCAGACCGAAACAUCUUUGCCUCUAGGGGUGAGGAUGUCAUACUGAACUGUUCUGUAGAUUCACGUGUACCAGCCAGCGAGAUCGAAGAAGUGACCUGGAAGAGGACAGACAGAGACCCAGAGAUCCUCGUCCUAUUAUAUCAAGACAGUGGGAUUUUCCCAGACUCCUCACAUGAGAGUUAUCAGGGGAGAGUUGAUUUCUUUUCUUCUGAAAUCCCGAAUGGAAACUUCUCUUUAAAACUGAUGGAUGUAAAGAUGGAAGAUAAAGGAGAAUUCACAUGUGAGGUCCACACCAGGAACCUGUCAGGACGAACCACUGUGGUUCUUCAAGGUGUAGGUUUUGCUGCAUUCCAUAUAGCGAUAUUGGUGUUGUGUUCUGUUGCAAUGUUAAUUGCAGUGGGAUUUUGUGGACCUGUUUGUAUCCUGCUAAGAAAGAAAGUUGCUAGCAAAGAGGGCAUGAAAAGGCACAUUUUUCUGAUCCUCUGUCCAAACAUCUGCAUGUUUUUGAGUUUCUGCUUGUGGUCAUCAGAAGGGUUUCUCACUGAGAUCAUCACUUGUUCAACUGUCAGUAUCAUGAGGCCUGUCAUAUUGUUAAAAACCUCUUCUUAUCUCAGCACGUUACCACAGUGCUUACAAAAAACAGUGAAGGCUUUGGCUGUUCCGUUUUACCAUUCAGCUAUUUCGUUGACUGGAUUUUCAAUUUUCUUUGAAAAUUUUGCCAGGAAUUAUGAAAUCUAUGGGCUUCCUUUAACAGUAUUGGCAAUCAUAGUAGUGGUGACUGUCAUCAGUUCAGAAAUAUUAGCUAUCUACAGUUUCCAAAUAUAUCUGACUUUGUGCCUAGAAAUAUUCAACAUUGCACUGCUUGGAUUUGUUCUCAGCAACAUUAUAGCACCCUUAAAGUACAACUAUGAGAUACCUUCUGUUUUAGCACCUCUGCUCAUGGGGAUGAUGGUGGCCCUCGUUCUACAAAGGCACUUUUUUCAAGGGAAACCUUUUGGACGUGUACAUCUUGCUCUAUCAUCUGUUAUUGUGAUGAUUUAUAGCCUCGGUAUAAUAUGUUUCUACAUUGCUCUUGCUAUUAUGAUAAAGGAUUAUGCAACCAGGGGUAAGUAUCUAAUGUAUUAUAUAAGUAAAUAAAAAAGUUAUUUUGGCUGUCUAGGACAUUAGUAAGUUAGUAAUGUAGUAUCUAUACACUAAGUCUCUCUAUAAUCAGAAGAGAUGUUAGCAGAUGUUAUGACUAAACCAGUGUCAAAAUUAAAUC